Molecule: messenger RNA, 2311 nt
Organism: Drosophila biarmipes
Lineage: Eukaryota; Metazoa; Arthropoda; Insecta; Diptera; Drosophilidae
Exons: 1
Coding region: 197-1669 (490 amino acids)
Biological process (GO): protein N-linked glycosylation; N-acetylglucosamine metabolic process
Cellular component (GO): membrane
Molecular function (GO): beta-1,4-mannosylglycoprotein 4-beta-N-acetylglucosaminyltransferase activity
Source: RefSeq, a predicted model, not a curated record
CAGUUCUAGCUAGCUUGACGGAAAAAAGCUAGAUUCCCGCAACAGCGGCGAACAGCUGGGAGAGGACAUCUGAGACAGCUGUGCGGGGAGGAACCGAAAAAAAUUGGGCGUGUUUGCGAGCCAGGAAAAGGCGAGAAAAGUACGAAAAGUUUGAUAAGAAUGAGCAGGAAAAACGGCAUAGAGUGAACCGGAAACCAUGGUGAGGAGCGCAAGCCUGGCAACCCACUCCUCGUCAGCUGGAGCCGGUGUCGGCCGCCUGGCAAUAACCAAGAAGCUGGUUCUCUGGUCAGUGCUAGUGCUGCAAGUGGGCUUCAUCGGCUGCAUCUGGCUGCUGCAGAUGAGCCGCGGACAGGAGUCUCAGCAGCGCAGUGGCAUGGAUCAGAUUGGAGCGCGGGUAAACUUUGUGGCCAGCAGUGAAACUGCCCCCAAUAGGCUCUUGGAGAGGAUCUCUCGUGUGGACGGAACCCGGUGUACCCGGCAACAGGAUAAUGUCAACCGCUAUGACAGGGACUUUUACCAAAUGAAACCGGACAGACUGAACGAAUCCCACUUGCCCGACUACAACGUGCCUGCCUAUGUGGACGCGGAGAUGGGUUUGACCCCUGCCCUUUGGUGUUACCGCGAGGGCACCAUAAACGAAAGUCUGCGGCUCAACGAUGUGGACUACCUGAUGGCCCCGCCGCAGUGCAGAUGUGAAAGUGGCUGGCACGGAAGGGAUUGUGGCCAGCCGGAAAUUAUUUGGCGAGCUCUGAUGACGUCCAAUCGGGCCAGUAAACGGGGCGGAAGCACACCCCUUCAACUGGUCGAGGCCAGUUCCACUUCUUUGCACCGCCUGUUUUACAUGCUGGAGCUGGGAGUCUGGGACCAUCUUAGUCUUGAACUCUUAGAGCUGCAAAUUCGAGCUCUUAUAGAGGUGGUGGACUACUUCCUUAUAUACUACAUAAGCAACGGCAGCAAAGAGCGGAAUCUGGAGAACAUGCUGGGCAGCAGAGCCGCGUACACACUGCAUCACUGCUCUUCUGAGAGCAACUGUAGCAGCUCCAUUGCCUACAGCCAUUUCAGGCGCAAGCUGUGGCAGCAUUGUGGCGUUCAAAUGCAGACUCAGGAUCUACUGCUGCACGGGGAUAGUGGAACCGUCUACGCUCCUGCGGCUCUUAAGUUUCUCAAAUACUACGCAAAGGAUGUGCUACCUCUUAAGUUCCGUUUGAAGUACAACGUGUAUGGAUUCUACUGGCAGCACCCAAAAAAGACCCUACUGAAUGGUGUUAUAAGUUCCUUGGGGCACCUGCACAGUGCCCAACUGGACGCCCACCGACUGCACCGGCUUGCGAGCAGCACGUUGGGCGACCUCAAUCACUACGGCGGGUGGACCUGCGAGCUGUGUCAGUCCCCCGAGCAAAUUGUGCUUCUAUUGCAGAGCUUAAGCCACCAAGAGCUUCCUGUAAAGCUACCCAACGAUACCCGGAAUGCCCACAUCGAUGCCAACUAUAUGCAGCAAAUGAUAGCCAAUGGAGUUCACAUCGAUGGUACCACCAAGCUCCUCCGCUUGCGGGAGCAGAGCGAGAAGUAUUUCGCUCCGGAGGAGGCACUUUUGCACAGCAGCCGGUAUGGUCAGCUCUUGGUCAAUCUGUACGAUGUAGACGUCCUAGAGGACUUACAGGAGGAAUAAACACGCUGUCAAACUCUGAUAAGGGCAGGGCACCCUAGUGUACUAACAUAAAUUGACGAAUAUGUAUAUUUAUAUGUGCCUGUUUUCGAAACCCCAUCAAUCUCAUAUCAUACUCUGCCUAAUCCACUCAUGCACUACUUGCCCUUCUGUGCUUUUGGCCAAGAAAAUUCCAAAUUUAGUAUCUCAGCAGACAGGACAGACAGACCCGCCAUCUGUGAUAAGGAAAUCAGAACUAAACAAAGAAUUUAUGAGAGAAAAAUGAAGUGAACAGAACAACGGAAAGUAAUCUCAAUUUGAUGGAAAAAGUUGUGAAAUGGGUUGAACGGAAUUUAGCUCUAUUUUUAAGAUACAUUGGUGUAAACCUACAUGAUCGGUUUGAGAAAGCUUUUUAGGUAUACUUUGAUAUUGAUACGAGUUAUUUAAGCAACUUUAAAUUUGGUUAAACCUUAUGCGUUUUUUGUGUUAUUAUCCUAGAAAAUUAUUAUAUUUGCAAGUAUAUUUGUUACCUUGCCGGAUCGAUUCAGUAUUAAAUAUAUAAAGAUUAUUUAGAUAAACAAAAGCCAGACUUACUUGUUAAAUUUCCAAAGCGCUAAUGUUGUUGUCAGAAAAGGCAGCAUGAAAUAAAUGGAGAAUAUAUGCGAA